Molecule: messenger RNA, 1074 nt
Organism: Dictyostelium discoideum AX4
Lineage: Eukaryota; Evosea; Eumycetozoa; Dictyosteliales; Dictyosteliaceae
Exons: 2
Coding region: 1-1074 (357 amino acids)
Biological process (GO): L-lysine biosynthetic process
Cellular component (GO): cytoplasm
Molecular function (GO): diaminopimelate epimerase activity
Source: RefSeq, a predicted model, not a curated record
AUGGAACCAAUAUUAAUUACAAAUAAGCCAUCAUACAGAAUUAAUUUUACAAAAAUGCAAGGUGCAGGAAAUGAUUUUGUAGUUUUUGAAAAAAAUAAAGUUGAAAGAUUAAAUGGUGAUCAAUCAAUAAUGACCUAUGAAGAAAUUAGUGGAUUUACAAAAAAAUUAUCACAUAGAAAAUUAGGAAUAGGUUGUGAUCAAUUAAUUAUUAUUGAUGAUAAUCCAAAUGAUAAAAAUGCAGCAUAUGGUAUGGGUGUAAUUAAUUGUGAUGGUAAUAUUGAAAAUAUGUGUGGAAAUGGUGUUAGAUGUUUUACAAAAUAUAUAAUUGAUAAUAAAGUUUUAUCAAAAAAUUUAAAAGAACAAUUAAAUUUUGAUGGUGAUGAUAAAAUUGAACAAAUUAUUGAGACUAAAUCAGGUAUUGUCAAAACAUAUCCAUUAUUAAAACAUCAUUUAAAUAAUAAAGAAAAGGAUGUUAUAAUGGUGAAAGUUAAUAUGGGAACAUCUAAAAUAUCAAGAUUAAUUAAUGAAAUUGAUUAUAAUAUUCCAAAAACUUUAAGUAAACAAUCACCACUUGAAAGUUACAUGUACACCAUUGAUAUUGGAUUACCAUACUGUUCAAAAUUAGAAUGUGUUUAUGUAUCAGUUGGUGUUAACCAAUGUGUUGUAUUUAUUGAUAGAAAUAUUGAAUUGGGUUAUUUAGAUUCAUCAUAUGGUGAUUUCUCAAAAUUCUCAAUGAUUAAUAUUCAAGAGAUUUCAGAUAUUAUUCAAAGUAAUGUAAAUGGUUUUGUUGAUAUUGCAAAUGUUGAAUUUGUAAUUCAAUCACCACAAGAUAAACUUGAAAAUAAAGUUAUCUCAAGAGUUGUUGAAAGAGGUAGUGGUGAAACAUUAGCAUGUGGUACUGGUGCAUGUGGUGUAGCUGUAGCUUCAAUUCUCAAAGGUUACUGUAAUGAAAAUACUGAAUCUAUUGUUGAAAUGCCUGGUGGUAAAUUAUUAAUUCAAUGGGAUUCAAAUAACAGUGAAAUUUUUAAAACAGGUCCAGCAACAACUGUCUUUAAAUCUCAAAUUUUAAUUUAA